AUGGUUGGAUUUGCUGCUGCUGCCUAUUCUGAUAAUCCUUAUCUUUGUACAAAUAAUUUAAAAACAAAUUUUACAAAACAAAUAACAAUUGGUUGUGAUUUCUUAAAUGAUGAUACAUGUUCAGCUUUUAUUGCUGUCGACACAAAAGACAAGGCAAUUAUUAUAUCACAUCGAGGAUCAAUUAGUGGUGUUCAAAUUGGAAUGGAAGUCAUUGAAACACUUUUUGAUAAAAAAGAAUCAUUUCCAUCUGGUGGUGGUGUUUCAAGAUAUUUUUAUGAUGCUUGGAGUUUAGUAUGGAAUGGUGGUUUAAGAGAUGCAUUUUUAACUGCUAAAAAUAAAUAUGCUGACUAUGAUGUAUGGGUAACUGGACAUUCUUUAGGUGGUGCAAUGGCUUCAUUAACUGCAGCAAAUAUUGGAUAUCAAAAAUAUGUUUUAAAAGAAAAAUUAAAAAUUAUAACUUUUGGUGAACCAAGAGUUGGUGAUGUUGAGUAUGCUAAAGGAUUUGAUAAUGUUGUAGGAUAUUCAUAUAGAGUUAUUCAUCAUAGAGAUCCUGUUCCACAUUUACCACUUAGAAAUAUGUUUAAUUAUCAACAUACUAAAGAAGAGAUAUUUUAUGAUAAUGAUAUGAGCCCAGGAAGUUCCUAUAAAAAUUGUUCUAUUAAAGAUGAUGAAAAAUCUUGUAGUAACAAAUAUCUUAAUUUUGAUGUUUCUGAUCACAGUCAUUAUUUUAAAAAUAUUGGAAGUAUUUUAAAUGCAAAUUGUUCAAAUCUUUAUCCUUAA
Molecule: messenger RNA, 780 nt
Organism: Strongyloides ratti
Lineage: Eukaryota; Metazoa; Nematoda; Chromadorea; Rhabditida; Strongyloididae
Product: Lipase, class 3 family-containing protein
Exons: 2
Coding region: 1-780 (259 amino acids)
Biological process (GO): lipid metabolic process
Source: RefSeq, a predicted model, not a curated record